Xyrauchen texanus (razorback sucker) is the source of this 652-nucleotide messenger RNA. RefSeq names its product zinc finger and BTB domain containing 8 opposite strand (gene tslig1). Bases 60 to 590 code for a protein of 176 amino acids. Gene Ontology annotation, biological process: tRNA splicing, via endonucleolytic cleavage and ligation. Gene Ontology annotation, cellular component: tRNA-splicing ligase complex. Lineage: Eukaryota; Metazoa; Chordata; Actinopteri; Cypriniformes; Catostomidae. The record is from RefSeq and is a predicted model, not a curated record. The transcript is spliced from 7 exons.
UUAGCCAGUUACCUUUCGCUGGCAGGUUCAUAGUAUCAACUUCCACUGUCAAUUAUUGCAUGUUGUUUACACGGAAAUACAUUUUCAGCUGUAAAAUCAUAAUGAAUGACCGCGAACUUGACCUUACGGAAGCGCAAAAAACAACCAAAUCAAAAUAUCCUCCAAUCAACAAGAAGUAUGAGUAUCUUGACCACACUGCAGAUGUCCAGAUUCAUUCUUGGGGCGAUUCACUGGAAGAGGCUUUUGAGCAGUGUGCUAUGGGAAUGUUUGGCUACAUGACUGAUACAGAAACAGUUGAACCCAUUGACACUCUAGAAGUAGAAUCAGAAGGUGAGGACAUGGAGUCACUCCUCUUUCAUUUUUUGGAUGAUUGGCUCUUCAAGUUCAGUGCUGACCUAUUCUUUAUUCCCAGGGAGGUGAAGGUUGUGCACAUUGACAGAAUGCAGUUCAGAAUUCGCUCUAUAGGGUGGGGUGAGGAAUUUAAUCUAACUAAACACCCACAGGGCACAGAAGUGAAAGCAAUCACCUACUCUGCCAUGCAGGUACACAACAUAGAGAAACCAGAGAUCUUCGUCAUUAUUGAUAUUUAAGAAAGAAAGAAACACAAAACAACAAAUACUUAGUCUUCUGUUUAUUUGACAUGAUUUUAAAA